AUGUAUGGGCUUCGCAGCAUCAACAACAUGUACUCGGAGCAUGCUGGGCAGCGCAGCGACUUCAUCAUCGUCGGCCACCCUGAGUUCCAGCAGGGCAAGGUCCGUAGCACCACGCGGACUUUCCCAUCGUGGGACAUGAGGCAGAUUCCAAGCAAGCCGGGACACAACAUGGCCAAAUCGCGGUCAAUCCCAGCCUUGGUGCGACAGCUUAGU
Symbiodinium pilosum is the source of this 213-nucleotide messenger RNA. The record is from the annotation of a GenBank genome assembly. Lineage: Eukaryota; Dinophyceae; Suessiales; Symbiodiniaceae.